GGCUUUUUAACCCUCACAUGUGGCACAGGUAGCAUUUCCUCUUGGUGACUGAAGCAAUGGGAGCUGUUCAGGUCUUGGUUAUUUGCGUGCUGACUGUUUUUCUUGCUAAAGGCUCUUGUUUGCCAGUUGGUGGCCCAAAUGAAAGACAUGAUGGGCUGCAGAGGAGAGUAAGAGCCAGGGCCGCUGUGGAGCCGGCGACGACCACGCCGGGCGGGCCCACUGUGGAGCCGGCGACGACCACGCCGGGCGGGCCCACUGUGGAGCCGGCGACGACCACGCCGGGCGGGCCCACUGUGGAGCCGGCGACGACCACGCCGGGCGGGCCCACUGUGGAGCCGGCGACGACCACGCCGGGCGGGCCCACUGUGGAGCCGGCGACGACCACGCCGGGCGGGCCCACUGUGGAGCCGGCGACGACCACGCCGGGCGGGCCCACUGCGGAGCCGGCGACUCUGCCAAGCUGGGCCAAAAAGGGCAUCUGGUGGCCUCUCAUCAAGAAGCCAUAAAAGUAUGGGACUAGGAACCAUGCAGGAGUUCACUUGCAUCCAAGGUUUUGCUUUUUGCCUCUGCUUUAAAUAAAACUAUGAACUUGA
Micropterus salmoides (largemouth bass) is the source of this 593-nucleotide messenger RNA. RefSeq names its product leucine-rich repeat extensin-like protein 5. The coding region runs from base 57 to 506 and encodes 149 amino acids. NCBI's taxonomy places the organism in Eukaryota, Metazoa, Chordata, Actinopteri, Centrarchiformes, Centrarchidae. The record is from RefSeq and is a predicted model, not a curated record. The transcript has 3 exons.